Molecule: messenger RNA, 405 nt
Organism: Cooperia oncophora
Lineage: Eukaryota; Metazoa; Nematoda; Chromadorea; Rhabditida; Trichostrongylidae
Source: the annotation of a GenBank genome assembly
AUGCGAUUGCGCUUCAGGGAGCUUUGCCACGAGUUGAAAAAGAAUGCCGAAUCUGUCAAGAUUGAUGAGGUGCGAUUGGCAGCUGAUCUCGAAAAGAAAGCCGUCGAUGGUUUCGUACUGCGUGAAGGCGAUGAACCGGCGGCGAUUCUUCUAUUUUACUAUGCGUACUCUACAUGGGAAGGACAAUAUAUCCAUAUGGAGGAUAUCUACGUGCGUCCACAAUUUCGUCGUAAAGGCUACGGUCGACUGCUAUGGCGAGAAUUGGGAGUGUUGGCCAAGGAGCUGCAUAUGGAAACGUUGUCAUGUAUGGUAGCAAAAUCAAUUGACAAGCGGUUUUGCAUGCACAGUCGCAGCAAGCUCUUUACCGGUAGCUUCCGCGUCUAUGGAAGUGAACUCGACUCCUAA